Messenger RNA from Lingula anatina, 869 nucleotides. RefSeq names its product tyrosine aminotransferase. Gene Ontology annotation, biological process: L-phenylalanine catabolic process; biosynthetic process; L-tyrosine catabolic process. NCBI's taxonomy places the organism in Eukaryota, Metazoa, Brachiopoda, Lingulata, Lingulida, Lingulidae. The record is from RefSeq and is a predicted model, not a curated record. Gene Ontology annotation, molecular function: L-tyrosine:2-oxoglutarate transaminase activity; pyridoxal phosphate binding.
GGCCAAUGCUGAGGUGUGUUACAACCAUCUGUCAGCUGUGCCUGGGUUGAAUCCCAUCAAACCAAGUGGAGCCAUGUACAUGAUGAUUGGUAUAGAUAUUGAGCACUUCCCAGGUAUAACUGAUGAUAUGGCAUUUGCUGAAAUGAUGGUCACAGAACAGUCAGUUUUCUGUUUGCCAGGAAAGUGUUUCCAAUAUCCAAACUACUUCCGAGUUGUGUUAUCAGUCCCAGAGGAACAGAUGGUGACAGCAUGCCAGAGAAUAAAAGACUUCUGCAGGGACCAUUACAAGGGACCAAGUGAAAAUAACAGCACAGCAGUCAAGAACAGUAAUGGAGACAGGAACAUAAAUGCAAACAACAACAGCAAUGCAGACAGCAGCAGUAGCAUCCUGUACAGUAUCCCUGAGCAUGACGAGAUCCAUGAGGAGAAGUAAAUGCUUCACCAACUGAAGCUUUUAUCUUUAUCAUUUUAGCACAAUCCAAUUAUUUACAGCCAGGUCAUAAGAAAACCGAGCAUAUAAGACAUGAUUGUACUUAUUAAUAUUAUAAGAACUGUCUUAUAUCUUGGUACCAAAAUGUAAGAAGUGCUGUCACUUGUGGUUCAGUGAUGAGAGAAAUGGUUGGAUUGGAAUGCCUUUCUCAUAUCUACAAAAUUUAAAGUAGAUUCAAUAUAUGUAGAUAAAACAAGCUUUUCACUUAGCCAGACUUCCUUCAAUCUAUUGGACACUCCUGUCUGUUAGAUUGUUGUAUCAUGCUGGGUUCAUGGUAAUUUGAGGUAAAUGUUUAUUCAGCUAAUGUAAAAAACAAAAACAAAAACAGUUUCAGAUGUACAUUUUACAUACAUAUACAUUAGCUGAAUAAAUAAUAAUA